GGGGGGAGGAGGAGAAGAAGAAGAUAUUGGCGGACUGGGGCAUCGACAUUGAUGGGAAGAUCAAGAUACCCAGCUCAAAAACCAUGCGAGAUAUCCUUGCACUCAAAGAAAGACCCGAAGGCUGGGGGGAGCUCCGUUGCAAGCAAGCUAUCUGGCAGGCAAACGAGAUUGAGAACUCGGUCGACCCCGAUUUCGAACAUCUGACUGUGGUCGACUACGACGUAACAUCCGCCGCGCCUGCGAACUUUCGAGACAUUAAUAUUCUCCCACCACGCGUGCUUUCUCUCUUGUGGGACAUUACUCUCGAUCCGGAAUGGAUCCACUGGCCUCAGGAAUUCCAGGUUCGCCGCAUACUGAGUUGUAUUGUCUCCGGUGAUAAUCGGUUCUUCAUCCCUGCGAAACAAUCAUCCGGAAACAUCACCGUCAAAGUCCAUGUACCGGCAAAAGAAUGCAUAAAACAAUAUUCGCCUUUCCCCGACGCGCAAGUACGCGUCAAACUCGGCGACGAUGAAAAGUUGCUGGUAAACUGGUUAGAGGUGGAUUCUGCGGCUAAGGGCGCGGACAGGUGCAAAAUGUUACUGCUCCUCAAUUCACUGGCGAAAUGCUUCAGUCUAGUCCCCAACCGCAUCGAAACGAUACUAUUAGUUGCUGUUUAUAUCAACUACGACCGCAACAUCUUCAAAUCCACCGAAAUUACUAUCUUUCAGGUUCCACCCUCCAACGACAACGGUCCAGUCCAGACCUUCCAGUAUGAGACAGCAAAGGGACCCGACGGAGCUUCCGAUUUUCUAAACGUCAUGUUUAAUUUACUAAGUCGCAUCGGUAGCUGUGUCAGCAGACAACCGAAGCUAUUCGCCACCGUUCAGGCCAGUGUUACCGGAGCCAAGCCCGUAAUCACCGCCCAAGCCAGUGGUGCACUCACUCAGACCGCAAAAUCUUCCAAACACCCGACGACCCGCUCGGAUGACGGAGGCAGUGGCGGUGCAGGUGACGUUGGAGGCAGUGGAACUAGUGGUGCAGGUGGAGGUCACUACCCAACCGGAGAUGGGGGUGAUCGUCACCCUCCAGGAGGCGGAGGUCAAGCUGAUCCGGACUCCAAAUCAUCAAAGCGUCGUCGGCUUAACGAACCUGAUGUGGACAGGUGUGAUAUGGCUGCGCAGUUGCCAGCCUGGGUGCCCCUCUCGCCCUCAUCAGUAGCCAGCGCCACGUUGUCCGAUGGCGGGUUGGGAGAAGACGAUGACACAAUCUACCGUCUCAACUCACGCUCCCUAACAUCUGCACUACAAGAGAUCGUCAACAGACUAACUCUUCCCAAGCUCGGAGGGAUAUUACGUCUUCAUCGAUCCGAAGAUGAUGCCAGGCCAUUUGCAAUGGCGAAACUUGCUUCCGGAAAGGAGGUUAACCACACGGCGCAUCUAGAAGCAAUUCCUGGAACCGUGAAGAUCCUCUCGCAUCAUCCCGUGAUGCGUGCGAAGGACACCAAUAUCUUGUUCACCUACUAUGCUGGUCCCGAUCUUCGGUGGUACUGCAGCACCUACCAGUACUUAUCCUCUAAAGUACCACACCCCCUUCGGGUAGCCAAGGACCUCCUUGCAACGAUCCAGGCUGUACAUGAUGCAGGCUUGGUACACCUUGACAUUAAACCUGCAAACAUUUGCAUACCGGAUGGCGUUCUGAGCAGUCCUGGUGCUGUUCUUAUUGACUUUGGAUCUUCACAACGCAUUCCUGGUCGUGUCCGUUACCCAUUCGGGACCGUUGGAUGGCUUGCCCCAGAAGUUGAAUCCCAACAAGAAGUUGUUGAUUUAUGUUUGGUAGACGUGUGGGCUACUGGGAAGGUGCUUCUUUACAUGCACCAAUUUCUUCCUCUGGAACCUGAGGUCGAUGGGAUUUUCUUACUCAAGGAGGUUGGUGAGGCUUUGAGUGCGCCAACACCUACGGAAAGGAUCUCACUGGUUGCAGCCACAGAGUUGCUAGGUUGAUCCCUUUUGCAAUGCUUUCCUUUCUCAUAACCCACUUAGCUGGCCAUGUUGUGUCAUCCUCCUGAUAUGUCCUAUUCUCAUGUCUUGACUUGGGCUGUGUUACUCGACUCCUUGUACUCCUAUGCAGUGUAUAAUGUAUCUACAUCCUGUCACCGUAAUUGAAUUUCGGAAAUGCAACUUUUACAGACUUGG
Marasmius oreades (fairy-ring Marasmius) is the source of this 2171-nucleotide messenger RNA. RefSeq lists its product as uncharacterized. The record is from RefSeq and is a predicted model, not a curated record. Gene Ontology annotation, molecular function: ATP binding; protein serine/threonine kinase activity. The coding region runs from base 84 to 1979 and encodes 631 amino acids. Gene Ontology annotation, biological process: protein phosphorylation. The transcript is spliced from 5 exons. Lineage: Eukaryota; Fungi; Basidiomycota; Agaricomycetes; Agaricales; Marasmiaceae.